UUGUUGUAUCUGUGUCCCCAGGUGCAGGCUGAUGGAACAGACGAAGGCUGUGUGACGUUUGUUCUUCAUGAGGAGGAUCACACUCUGGGGAACUCUCUACGUUACAUGGUUAUGAAGAGCCUGGAUGUAGACUUCUGUGGUUACAGCAUCACUCACCCCUCUGAGAGCAAAAUCAACUUCCGCAUCCAGACCCGAGGUGGGAUUCCAGCUGUGGAACCUUUGAGAAGAGGACUGAAUGACCUCAGUGAUGUCUGUCAACACGUCCUCAACACCUUCCAGAGGAGUGUGAGUGAGUUCAGGUCUCAGCAGGAGGACGUCAUGGAUUGAGGAGCCCACUGCUGACCCAGCGGGGGCGUUGACAGCAUAUCAACCAUACAACUCUGUAUUUCUAUCCUAAUGCUGUACAUUGUUGAUAGAUAAAUGAUUUAUUUUCCCAAUGAACCAAUAUGUUGUAUUAAUAUUGGAGGAGUAUCCUGUCGGCAUGACAGUCUGUUUGUCUAACCUUUAGUAAAGUGUUUCAUCAGA
Oncorhynchus gorbuscha (pink salmon) is the source of this 525-nucleotide messenger RNA. RefSeq names its product DNA-directed RNA polymerases I and III subunit RPAC2-like. Gene Ontology annotation, molecular function: protein dimerization activity; DNA binding; DNA-directed RNA polymerase activity. Gene Ontology annotation, biological process: DNA-templated transcription. Lineage: Eukaryota; Metazoa; Chordata; Actinopteri; Salmoniformes; Salmonidae. Gene Ontology annotation, cellular component: RNA polymerase I complex; RNA polymerase III complex. The annotation marks the transcript as partial. The transcript has 4 exons. The record is from RefSeq and is a predicted model, not a curated record.